This is a messenger RNA of Exophiala bonariae, 1443 nucleotides long. RefSeq lists its product as uncharacterized. The coding region runs from base 1 to 1443 and encodes 480 amino acids. The transcript is spliced from 2 exons. The record is from RefSeq and is a predicted model, not a curated record. NCBI's taxonomy places the organism in Eukaryota, Fungi, Ascomycota, Eurotiomycetes, Chaetothyriales, Herpotrichiellaceae.
AUGUCAAUAGGACCCGACUCCCAGUCCAGCUCUCAGCAUCUGUCAUCAUCCGUCUCCUCCCUCAACCAACCGUCAAAACGGAGUUCAUCCGAAAUAUCCAAAAUAUAUAAGCAUGCUUCGCAGCUAUUUCUUACCCGCCGGCUACUAGAGGCCUACGAGGCACUAAAACCCAUAGUUAAUCCUCCAGACACAGAAAGACCUGGAGACAGUCCAGCUCAAGCCCCGAUUGCGACCGCGUCCACAAGUCAACGUAUAAAACUAUGGAGCUUAUAUGUCACCCUUCUCAACUCUAUAGUCAGCCUCAGUCCAGAGGAAGGCAGGGAGGUUUUCGGCCAAGCUGAAUACCGGUCCAUGGUCAGGAAGGUUCAGAGUGGUUCUAUCUGGGAUCAAGUCGUCAAAGAUGGAUACCAAGGUCGCGAGGACUCAGUCGAUGCUGAAGUCGUCUACAACUUGUCCACCUUGCUCCUUGGUCAGGCACCGGACCAAAAGUUCAACCAAGCGCGCCUCGAAUCCUACUUGUCCUCCUCGCACUCCGACGUGGACUUAUCUACACAGCUCAAUAACGCUCUCAGCAAUGGCCGUCGGCCAGGUAUGAAUGGAACAAACACACCGAAAGAUCUGUCGUCCCGUAUCAAGAUCCUCGAAUUAUUCACACUCCACGUUCUCCCGCGAAAUGAGGAAUGGGACUACGCAAAAAGCUUCAUUGCCAAUAGUGACAUUCUUGAUGAGGAAAGGAGAGAAGCUUUUCUACAGACACUGCAAGAGCUACAGGAAGCCAGUGAAGAGCACGAAACCUUUCAGGAAGCCGAGGAAGAAGUCUUUGAAGAAACGGAGCCAGAAUCGCCGGUCCUGUCACCACCUGUGAAGGAUGAAGCCAUCGGGAGAAGACAGCCUCAACCACAGAAUACCAUCAGACACCAACGGACCAGUAGUGAAGUGGACUAUGGCAUUGAAGAAGAACGCCCAAACAGCAUUCGAGCUGCAUUAGGACCCGAAUCCCCACCAGUAGUCUCUACAACUUUGCCAAAAGAUCCGCCCAUGACGAAGAUUCCCCCCAAACCAGAACCAACUGCUCCAGCAGCAACAGCGAAAGCUCAAUCCCCACCUGCGUCUGCACCUAUUCAGUCCGCAAACAGGUCACAUCUUUCUCCUCCAGCUCAAACACCUCGUCGACCUACGCGCAAGCCGAAACCCACGAAUCAAAACGCACUCUUUGCGCAGGCCCGACAGUUGUUCGCAGCAUUGUCAAACCUGGCACGCAACAUGGCCGGCACUUUGUCGAAGAAUCCCACCUCAUUCCUCCGAUUCCUACUCUUCCUCCUUGCAUUCUUCAUGGCCUUCAGCCAAAAGCAAGUGAGGGAUCGAGCUCGACGUAUAGUUGGUCAGAGUUGGGACAAGGUCCGGGCCACGAUUGGUAUGGGCACUAAAGUCAGCUAUAUCUGA